GCGUUUUGUUUUCAAAGUCCACCUCUUCUUGUCCUGUUAGCGCCUGCAUUCCGUUCAUGUGUCAGUGGCCAACUCGUUUUAAACGCAGUCACUAGCUAGUGGAAGUGUCGUUUAUGUAAAUAACAAUAUUAUUGUCUUCCCUUCUGGCGGUGACUAUUCAGCCUACUCCGAUUUUGUUUCGUUUUUCGUUUUGCGCACACGUUUGUGAGGAUGGUAAUUCAAGCGUUGAACAGGCACAGCCGCCAGCUGCUGAUUGCCAGUGUGUUGGCACUAAGACACUCAUCGUUGCUGCUGAGCUGGAAGAAUAAGUGCAGCACUAGUUUGGGACUUGCUAAGCUGCACAAGAAUCGUCUUUUGCGACUGCUGCCCGGAAAAACGCAAAUUGAACCGACUGUACGAAGAGCGCGACUCCCCGUUGCAACAACAACAACAACAACAACAUCGCUGAUUGCAUCGUUCUCGUUGUGGAAGAAGAAAGGAACCCCCGCGGCAGCGGACCCCAAAGCGGACAGCAAAAUGGCCGAAGCGGCAGCGAAGAACCUGGCCGAGACGAUCCAGCACUCGGACCAGUUGUUCGACGAGAAUAACUUUCAGGAGGCGUACGAUUUGCUGGUCAAGAGCGCGGAACCGGAAUCCUACGAUAUCAAGUGGCGCAUGGCCCGCGUCAUCUACAACCUGUCCAAGAGCGCCCCCAGCCCCAAGAAGGAAGAGCUGAUCCGCGAGAGUUUCCAGUUCGCAACGGAUGCGCUGGCACUGAACGACAAGGACUACGCCUCCCACAAGUGGUACUCGAUCCUGCUGGACGCCAAGAGUGGACUGGACGGGAUCAAGGAACGGAUUACGCAGCUGGAGAACGUCAAGAAGCACAUGCUGAAGGCGGUCGAGUUGAACCCGAACGACGCCACCAGCUGGUACAUCUUGGGACAGUUCUACUAUGGACUUGCGGAUCUACCGUGGUACCAGCGGAAGAUUGUUUCGACGAUUUUCGCCGCGCCACCGUCCGGAACGUACGAGGAAGCGCUGGAUUGUUUUGAGAAGGCAGAGAAAACGAAGCCUAAUUUUUACUCGAUGAACCAUCUGAUGUUGGGCAAAACGUGCCAGGCGCUGAAGCAGAAUGACAAGGCGAAAGAAUAUCUUGCGCUGGCCGCCAACGUGGUCGUGUUGAACGAGGACGACAAACAAGCGAAGGAGGAGGCCGCCAAGCUGCUGAAGAAAUUGUAGGGCUCUCUAAAGUCGAUUGAUUUGUACUGAUAUUUUUCGAUUGUUUUUUUUCACAUUAUGGUUUAAGAAGGCAAGAUUUACAAAUAUAUACAAGAGUUUUUGGUACGAAAAAUUAA
This is a messenger RNA of Culex quinquefasciatus (southern house mosquito), 1337 nucleotides long. Its product is annotated as regulator of microtubule dynamics protein 1. The coding region runs from base 211 to 1221 and encodes 336 amino acids. The transcript is spliced from 3 exons. Gene Ontology annotation, cellular component: spindle microtubule; mitotic spindle pole; cytoplasm. Gene Ontology annotation, molecular function: microtubule binding. NCBI's taxonomy places the organism in Eukaryota, Metazoa, Arthropoda, Insecta, Diptera, Culicidae. The record is from RefSeq and is a predicted model, not a curated record.